Molecule: messenger RNA, 1389 nt
Organism: Chrysoperla carnea
Lineage: Eukaryota; Metazoa; Arthropoda; Insecta; Neuroptera; Chrysopidae
Product: UPF0692 protein CG33108
Exons: 3
Coding region: 97-780 (227 amino acids)
Source: RefSeq, a predicted model, not a curated record
UCAUGAAAAUAGCGUAUGAUGAUGUUACUAUUAAUAAAAAAAAAAAAAAAAAAACUUUUUUAGUUUUGUUUUGAGAACUAAUUAAAGCCUGCAUAAAUGGAUAGUGAAAAUACUGAGGAAAAUCCAUUGUUUAAAGAUGUUUAUGAAGCUAAACAGAAAUACAGAAUUUGUCCUCACGAAAAAUUUGAUAUUCUUUCCUACGUUCCGGUUAAAUCAAUUUUACAAAAAGGACCCCAAUGUGGUUUGGUUGCCGUGCAAAUGAUUUUAAACACAAUAAUACCAAAUUGUGAUAUUACUAUCGAACAGAUUUUUGAAAAAGCCAAAACAGCCGAAUAUACUUUGAAUGGAGAAAUGUUUAGCACUAGAAAUUUAUCAAAAUUGAUGAAUGACUGCUAUUUAAAUAAGAACCUAGGAGUAGUAUCUUUUGGAACAUUCAAUGAACAAUGUAUAGAUCAUUUAAAAUCAGGCGGAUUACUGCUUGUACCGUAUGAUGCUGAUGGAAAUCAUUCUCCUUGCUUAAAAAAAGGGCAUAAAGCACAUUGGGCUGUCAUAAAUGGUUUAGUUCUAGUUGGUGAAAAACUACUGGUCACAGCUCGUCAUGGAAAGUCGAAACAUUUAGCAAUAUGGGAAUUGGAUGAAUUGUUAGCAAGUAAUAGUCAACUUGAAGAAUUUAGUCCAGAUCGGAAUGCGUCAAAUGUUCCUUACAUUGUACCUGAGAGUGGUCUUGGUGGACCUGAUGGAUUAAAAAAUUUAUGCAUAUUUAUUAAACCUUCUCUCUAAAGUUUCGUUAAAUUUUUAUACAUGCGAAACGAAUAACUAAUCCAAGAAAUACAUUAUCUAGGAAACAUUCAAAGAUGGAGUAGUUAUUUGGUUAAUGGCUUUUGUGAACAUUCAAUAGGCGCAAAAUGAACUUCAUAGAACGGUUAAACGUCAUGGACAUCUGCCAUAAGGAAGAGUCGAAUUCAUUACAACACUGCCAAUUGACGUAAACUGCAAAUUUGGACAUUCUAGUGGGCCCUUUCUUUUUAUACCUUAUAGGAAAUGUAUCAGAGUAUAUUAAGUUUAGUUCCAAGUUUGGAACUCUUAGAAAUAUUGAUGUCCGUCCGUCUGCCUGUCACUACGAUAUCUUAAAAACUAAAAUAUUUAUGGGACUGAAAUUUGUAUAACGUGUUCAGGGCGUGUAAAAAGUGAGUUUGAGUUCGUAAAUGAGCAACAUAUAUCAAUUGGAUCAUGAUCCUUGAUCUCAGGCUGAGGAUCUAAUUUUAAACUAACAAUUAUUUGCUCUACCUCCUAGUUAUACUUACAGAUUUUUUGUACAAAUUUAUUUUUGGAAGUUAAACUAGAAAUUUUGUAAUCAAGGACAUCAAGGUUCAUUUUAAGUUUUGUAUA